Messenger RNA from Peniophora sp. CBMAI 1063, 1569 nucleotides. The record is from the annotation of a GenBank genome assembly. NCBI's taxonomy places the organism in Eukaryota, Fungi, Basidiomycota, Agaricomycetes, Russulales, Peniophoraceae.
AUGUCGCAGCGCACGCUCUACACCGAUCCAACGCACCUCUGUCGCCCUCUCAACACUCGCCUGGAGUCUUCCGACUCAGGCUACGAAACAGGAUAUGACACUGAAACGUCUACCCUUCUCUCCCCAACACCGACAGAGACAAGUUCGCUGCUCGCCCAUGCCAUCUCCCCAUCCUCAUCAAGUCGCGACACUCUGGUCGCAGCCGAAGAAGGCGAGAGCGACUCGCCCAAGACCGCCGGCAUGACACCAGUUCCCACCAGGCAGCUCGUCGUGCUUUGCAUCUGCCGCAUCGCAGAUCCCGUGGUCUUCACGCAGAUCUUCCCGUACAUAAACGAAAUGCUUACGUCGUUCGCCCUCGAGCGCGAGCGCGUACCUUUCUACGCCGGCCUAGUCGAGAGCGUCUUCGCCGUCGCCCAGCUCGCAACGAUAUACUUCUGGGCGCGCAUGUCCGACCGCUUCGGCCGUCGUCCCAUCAUCUUCCUCGGCGCCUUCGGCAUGGCGAUGGGCACUCUCCUCUUCGGUCUGUCAAAAAGCUUACCGGCUGUCUUGUUCGCACGGAGCCUGGGUGGCUUGUUCUCCGGGAACGUCGCGGUCAUGCAUUCAACGCUUGGAGAGCUCACCGACGCGACCAACCAGGCCAUCGCCUUCCCAAUUUAUGGUUUGGCAUGGCCACUGGGGUCUAUCAUCGGCCCCUUGAUCGGCGGCACCUUCUCCAACCCAGCCAUCCAUUUCCCUGCGGUCUUCGCAAACUCGUUUUGGCAAACCUAUCCCUACUUCCUCCCUAGCGUCCUGUCCGCGUGCUUCUCAUUCGGCGGCAUCGCCCUCGGCUAUUUCUUCCUCCAGGAAACUUUACCCAGCAAACGCAGCACAGCUGCCUCCAAGCCGGAACAAGAGUCUUCUGACAAGGAGAAGGAGUCCCUCAGUACCCGCGAGCUCCUAGCACUCCCCGCACUGCGCGCCCUCUGCAUCUCUGGUUCUGGCCUCAGCUUCAUCUCUACCGCUUUCGAUGUCACCUUCGUGCUGUUUUGCUACGACGCGGUCGAGCGUGGUGGGCUUGGGUUCUCGGCAGCGGAGAUCGGCAUGGCCCUAGCCCUUGCGGGUGUCAUGGCUGGCCUCAUCCAGGUUUUCAUCACGCCCAUCCUCCUCGCGCGGUGCGAUCUCGCGCGUCUCUAUCGCAUGUCCUGCCUUCUCUGGGUCCCCUGUUUCUUCUGCGUGCCCCUGCUCUCGCUUUUCGCCACCUCCUCUCCCGCAGCGCUAUGGACGGCCAUAGCGGCGCUCCUCGGUCUCAGCAAAAUUGCAUGCCUCGCCUACGCCACGGGCAUGAUCCUCGUCAAGGGCGCCUCGCCGAGCCCAAGCGAGCUCGGCGCCUCCAAUGGGCUCGUCCAGACUUUCAUGUGCGCUUCGCGCUCCUUCGCACCCGCGGGUGCGAGUGCACUAUUCGGCGCACUAGCCGGUGGCUGGUGGGCCAUGGCCCUCGGCAUCAUCGCACUCGGCUGCUGGGUGUUGACGUGGGGCGUUGUCUGCGAGGGGGAGGUCGACCGCGAUGCCGCGGCUUGCGGUUUCGAAUGA